Thlaspi arvense is the source of this 502-nucleotide messenger RNA. The record is from the annotation of a GenBank genome assembly. NCBI's taxonomy places the organism in Eukaryota, Viridiplantae, Streptophyta, Magnoliopsida, Brassicales, Brassicaceae.
CAAAAAACGUUGACAGUAGAACAAGUUCGUAUUGAUUGUUAUCCUGAUUCCUGAAGAUUAUAUUAUAAAGAGAAGAAAGGAUCAAUAAAAAUGGGACGUUGGGUGAGACCUGAGGUGUACCCUCUUCUUGGAGCAAUGGGGUUUGUUACUUCUAUGGUUGUGUUUCAACUCACAAGGAAUGCAUUGUUAAACCCUGAGUGCAGGAUAAACAAAGCGAAUAGAAAAUUGGGAAUUCUGGAAAAUGAAGACGAAGGAGAAAAAUAUGCACAACACAAUCUUCGCAAGUAUUUGAGGACACGUCAGCCUCAAGUGAUGCCUUCUCUCAACCGUUUCUUCUCUCAAGAAGACAACUAAAUGAUAAAUAAUGUUAGGUUAAUAAUUAAACAUAUUGGAUUUUGUUUGGAGCGAUGCUUUGAUUUGUAUUGUGUGAUAGUUUCAGAUCCUCGUUUUCUUAUAAAUAAUAAAAAAAGUUGAAGCAUGCAUGUCUUAAUUAACAAUUACA